This is a messenger RNA of [Torrubiella] hemipterigena, 840 nucleotides long. Lineage: Eukaryota; Fungi; Ascomycota; Sordariomycetes; Hypocreales; Clavicipitaceae. The record is from the annotation of a GenBank genome assembly.
AUGGGCUCCAGACCCUUCAUGACCUACGACAGCGUCGCUGCCGCCGAAAUCGCCAUCUACUCCAUCUUCCUCAUCGGCGGCAUCAUCCUCUGCCGCCGCCACGGCUUCACAAAGUCCUCUGGAUGGCGCUUCCUCAUCAUUCUCUCGCUCGCCCGCAUUGUCGGCAGUGGCCUGCUGCUUGCCACCCUCAACGAUCCCACCAACAUUGGCCUCUACGUCGGCUGGGUCAUUUGCGAGAGUCUUGGUCUCGGUCCCCUUGUGCUCAUGAUCCUCGGUCUUCUUAGCCGCGCUUUCGAGUCCAUGAGCCGCGCGGGCCAUGAUGUCGUCAAGCCCAAGUGGAAGAGAGGCAUUGAGCUGCUCAUGGUCGUCGGCCUCAUUCUCAUCAUUGUCGGCGGCACUCAGGCGGACUACCAGGCCACUGAGAGCCUGUCGUUCAAGGUUUCGUAUCCCGCCAUCAGCAAGGCCGGUUCUGCCAUCAUGAUUGUCGUCGUUGCCCUUGUUGGUCUCACCAUCUUGGCUGCGGCUCGCAACCAGCGCUACGUGUCCCAGGGCGAGCGCCGUAUCAUUGUUGUCGCAGCCAUUUGCUUCCCCUUCAUUGUGGUCCGCACUGCCUACUCUGCCAUCAAGGUCUUGGGCGAGGUCCAGGGCACCGUCUGGCUGCAGCUCGGCAUGUCCACCAUUAUGGAGAUGAUUGUUACCCUUCUCUGCGAAGUCCUUGGCUUCACCUUGGAUGUUGUCCCUGCUGCUCCCACCGACACCGAAAAGUACGAGAGCGGACGCAGCCACCGCCGCCGCCACCACCACCGCUCCAAGCGCCAACAUCGCGAUGAUCGUUACUAG